Zootoca vivipara (common lizard) is the source of this 1665-nucleotide messenger RNA. Lineage: Eukaryota; Metazoa; Chordata; Lepidosauria; Squamata; Lacertidae. The record is from RefSeq and is a predicted model, not a curated record.
AUGUAUCAUCAGCCAGGAGAGUUCCUCAUUGGUGGCAUCGUUUCCCACGGUGGCUUCAUCUCCUCUCCGGCAACAUUCACUGAGGAACCCCCACCAGCGCUGCCUGAACAGUUUGUGGUGGUGCCUAAGAUUUACCAGCACAUUGUGGCCUUGGCAUUUGCAGUCAAGGAGAUCAACGAAGACCCUCACAUCUUACCCAACACUACCAUCGGCUUUCACUUGUAUGACAGCUAUAACAAUGCAAGGAACACAUAUCUCGCCACAUUGCUGCUUUUAUCCAGGGUGGAGAAAUUUGUUCCUAACUAUAUAUGUGAUGUUGAAAAUAAUCUGGCUGGGGUCAUUGGAGGACUGGAUUCUGAAAUAUCCUUUUAUUUGGCAACUGUUUUGGAUAUCUAUAAGAUCCCGCAGCUCCAUCACUUUCUAAGAAGCAUCUCAUUUAACAAUACGGCAGGAGGUGUGGUCUUCAUCAACCAGAAUGGGGAGGCAGAAUCUAGUUUGGACAUUGUCAAUUGGAUCAUAUUUGCCAACCAAAGUUUGCACAGAGUGAGAGUUGGCUGGAUAGAUCCACAAGCUCCUGCAGAACAAGCAUUUAUCCUUGAUGAAGAUGCCAUCACAUGGCACAGUUGGUUUAACCAGACUCAGCCUCAUUCUGUCUGUACUGAGAGAUGUCUUCCAGGAUCCAGCAAGAAAGUGAAGGAGGGACAGCCACCUUGCUGCUACGAUUGCAUCCCAUGUGCAGAGGGGAAGAUUGCAAACCAGGAUGAUAUGAAUGACUGUAAGAAAUGCCCAGACAAGGACUAUCCAAGCAAGAACCGGAAUGCAUGUCUACCCAAGGAUAUCAGCUUCUUGUCUUAUGAAGAACCUUUGGGAAUCAGUUUAGCUUGUUUCUCUCUUUCCCUUUCCUUGAUCACAGCUCUGGUACUAGGUACAUUUAUGAAACACCACGACACACCCAUUGUCAUUGCAAACAACCGAAACCUCACCUAUGCUCUCCUCAUCUCUCUCCUGCUCUGCUUCCUUUGUGCAUUACUCUUCAUUGGCCGACCAGAGAAGGUCACCUGCCUCCUCCGACAAACAGCUUUUGGCAUCAUCUUCUCAACUGCUGUUUCUUGUGUCCUGGCUAAAACCUUCACGGUGGUUUUGGCCUUCAUGGCUACAAAACCAGAGUCCAGGAUGAGGAAAUGGGUGGGGAAAGGACUAGGCCACUCCAUUCUCCUUUCCUGCUCCAUAGUCCAAGCAGGGAUAUGUACUGUGUGGCUGGCAACCUCUCCCCCAUACCCAGAUGUGGACAUGCACUCAGUGACAGAAGAAAUUAUACUAGAAUGUAAUGAGGGGUCUGUGGCCAUGUUUUACUGUGUCCUCAUCUACAUGAGCUGCCUGGCAACUGUGAGUUUUGCUGUGGCUUUUCUCGCCAGGAAGUUACCAGACAGUUUCAAUGAAGCCAAGUUCAUCACUUUCAGCAUGUUGGUCUUCUGCAGUGUUUGGCUGUCCUUUAUUCCUUCCUACCUGAGCACCAAGGGAAAAUAUAUGGUCGCUGUGGAGAUCUUCUCUAUCCUAGCCUCCGGUGGUGGGCUGCUGGUUUGCAUCUUUUCCCCCAAAUGUUAUAUAAUCCUUCUGAGGCCUGAGCUGAACAAUAGGGAACAGCUUAUUAGGAAGAAAAAUUAA